Messenger RNA from Effrenium voratum, 2742 nucleotides. NCBI's taxonomy places the organism in Eukaryota, Dinophyceae, Suessiales, Symbiodiniaceae. The record is from the annotation of a GenBank genome assembly.
AUGGACCGCCUCAAGACCCUUGCGCGGCACGUCACCGCAGAGGAAGCCCCGCUGCGCCCGACUUCCACCAGCUCGUCCCAGCCACGGAAGGUUUGGUAUGCGCCCUACAAGUUUCAGGCCUAUGGCGAAGAGGAGAUUGCCGCAGUGACCAGCGCCCUGCGGGAUGGCUGGCUGGCGCCCGGCCCCCGUGCUGAGGAGUUUGAGGCCAAGGUCGCAGCGCUCUUCGGUAAAAAGUUCAGCGUCAUGGUGAACUCCGGCAGCUCUGGCAACAUCAUUGGCUUGGCAGCUCUCGGUAUGCAGAAAGGUGAUGAGGUGGUGACGCCAGCUUGCACCUUCGCAACCGCGGUGGCUCCACUCGAGCAACUUGGGUUGAAGCCCGUCUUUGUGGACAUCGUGCCAAAUCGAUAUGUGCCAUCGGUAGAAAUGGUGCUAGCAGCGAUAACCCCAAAGACCAAGUGUAUCCUCAUUCCCAACCUCGCGGGCAGCAAGAUCGAUUGGGCUGAGCUUCGCCGGAAAGUGCCACCCAGCAUUUGGCUCUUCGAGGAUUCCUGUGACACGAUCACCUACACGGCGGAAUCCGACGUGUCCGUGAUCUCUUUCUAUGCCUCCCACAUCAUCACCGCUGGUGGCCUUGGCGGCUGCGUCAUGUUCAACGAGGAGGCCUUGCAGAAGAGAGCGCUGAUGUUCCGGGACUGGGGCCGCGUUGGCAACAACUCGGAGGAUAUGUCGGAGCGCUUCGGCCACAGUGUGGAUGGAAUUGAGUAUGACUUUAAGUUCCUCUACGGCUGCAUAGGUUGGAACAUGAAGGCCUGCGAGAUGAAUGCCGCCUUCGGCCUCGCGCAACUGCAGAAGCUGGACCGCUUCAAGGCGCUCCGGCGACGCAACAUUGCGAGGUAUUGUGAGAGACUGGCUGAGGCGCAGACGCGCUAUAUUCUGCCAGAUCGAGCCAAUGACUUUGACUGGUUGGCGAUGCCUUUGCUCUAUCAUGAUCGCAAGGGUGUCCUGCGAUAUUUAGAGAGCAAUGAAGUUCAGAUUCGGGUAUUCUUCGCAGGCAACAUCACAAGGCACCCAGCCUACCGGCAUUACUUGCAAGCAUUUCCCGGUGCCGACCAAGUCAUGAAGGACGGGUUCCUGAUCGGCGCCCACCACGGGCUUGAGCUGGAAGAUGUGGACCGCGUGUGCGAGCUACUCAUCGCGUAUGAUCGCGCGAAUGGCGACAUCGACGUCUCCGGUUCCAAGGCUAAGACGGCCGCGCCAAAGCUUGGCCGGCGUGAGGGAGGGAUGGCGCGAGCGGCCAGGCUCAGGCCCCGCCUGUGGCCAGUGCUGCUUGCAGCUGCGGUGCUGCCAUCAUGGGAGAUUCCUUCCAAUCUGUUCGUGCCGCUCUCGCCCAAGCCGGUGUCCGAUGCCAGACAUCGGCCUGAUGGGUCUGACAAACCCGAGCCUUUCACGGAAGGAUCCUCUCUGCCCAGAAGAGCCGGCACCGAGGGAUCCGUGCAGGCUGGCGAGAGGUCUCAAGCGGUGCAGGUGUGGGGCGUGCUGGGCGUUGUCGCCUACCUCUCCUACGGCGUUUUCAAAGUUGUGCCGAUCGUGCUAGAUGGUCUGGGCUCCAUUGAGGAGACGUGGCAGUGGGGCUUGCUCGUCGUGACGCUCCUCUUUUUCGCCUAUGUGGAGGGCUACCGGGGCUUUCAGCUGGGCUUCUCCCCUCGGGUCGUGUCCCGAGCUUGGGUGGUGUCUGAGGAGACAGAGGCGGCACCUUCUUGGCACAAGGUCUUGGCACCGGCCUUUUGCAUCGGCUACUUCCAUGGCACCACCAAGCGGGUGAUCACCAGCUGGGCGGUCACUUCUGUCAUCUUUGCUGUGGUCAUAGGCGUGAAGCAGCUGGACAAUCCGUACCGCGCCAUUAUUGACGCUGGUGUCAUCGUUGGCUUGAGUGGCUCGGGUGCCCUGUGCUCAGUGUGGGGUAUCCUCUCUAUCAUCUUCCUCUACUUGGCCUCCUUGCAGAAGCAGUCCCCGCCGGAGUACGAUCCGGCGCGGCCGCUUUUUGUGCCGGACAGGUUUUGCGGGAGCCCCAGCACAAUGUCCAGCUUGAGAUGCCUGCUGCUGGCCCCACUGGCUGCCUUCGCGUCGGAGGGGUUUCUCGCCAAGGCGAAGGUUCCUCAGGCGAAUUUGUCGCUGGUGGUCAGUUCCUGUUCAGCAUAUCCCAAGUGUGUGGAGCUGGGGCUGACCACCGGAACUUGCUGCCCGAGCCCAGGGCCAAAUGGCACCAUGCUGGACUGCUGCGUGGACGGCCCCACCGCCUGCUCUGCCUACAGCGGCUGCGUCAAUGCUGGCCACACCACAGGUACCUGCUGCGCCGAAGGGUCCAAGUUGGAGUGCUGUGAGGACAGGCCCACCAGCUGCUCGGCCUACGCCGGCUGCGUAGAACUGGGACUCACCUCGGGCGCAUGUUGCACCGAGGGCUCCGAGCUGGACUGCUGCUUCAGCGAGGUUUCGGCCACACCCGCGCCGGCGCCGCAAGAUGCAGCCUGCAAGAUCUUCCCUCUCUGCGCGGCGCUGAACUUGACGACAGGAUCUUGCUGCCCCACACCUGAUGGAGUGGUGCUGGAGUGCUGCAAUGGUGGCAGAAUCAUCAACGGCGACCAGGCUGCAGAGUCUGGCAAGGCUGAGGGUGAGACGGAGCCAAGCGAACCGAGCGACGCGAGCGAUGGCGUGGAGCCAUUGGAAGGCCCGGUGGAUCCUUGA